UACCUGUACCACAAGCCCCAGAUUAAAGGGGGUUUUAUGGAGACUGAAAUCUCUUUCAUUUUCUUUUACACGUGUGGCUGUUUUGGCUGCACGGUUAUCUGUGCAUCUCUUGUAUGGCUGUGGAAGACAGAAGAGGGCUUUGCAUCCACUGACCUGAAGUUAAAGACAACUGUGAGCAGACAUGCGGAUCGCGGGCUGGUCCUCGCGCUCUGGAAGAAGAUGGGAGACAAUGUUGGAAUCUACGCGACCGAAGCCUUGGAGAGGACCUUCGUGGCUUUCCCCUCCACCAAAACCUACUUCCCACACUUGGACCUGAGGCCAGGCUCUAGCCAGGUUAAAGCCCAUGCCCAAAAGGUGGCCGAUGCCCUGACUCUCGCUACCCAGCACCUGGACGACCUGCCUGCUUCUCUGUCUGCUCUCAGUGAUCUGCAUGCGCACAAGCUCCGCGUGGACCCCACUAACUUUCAGUUCUUCAGCCACUGUCUGCUGGUGACUCUUGCCCGGAACUAUCCUGGAGACUUCAGCCCGCAGAUGCAUGCCUCCCUGGACAAGUUUCUGGAUCACGUGACUUCCGCACAGGUCUCUGAGUAUCACUAAACUGAGGAUGCAGGAUAGUGUACGCUCCAGCCGUGCCCCUUUUCAAGCUCACAGUGUUUGCGUAAAGCUCCCCAGAGUUGCACUGCUGUCCUGUAUGCAGAGGGGCACAGGAGAAAGGUACACCCAGCCCCAGUUGUCAGAACAACCAAGAGACUGGAACUAGAGCUAAGCUGGUGUCUCAGACCUCAGAUGAGAGGCAGCUGUCCAUUGGUUUUGUUGUUUUAUUUUAUUUUUAGCUUUGAGAUAAAUUUCAUAUGCUCUGCAA
This is a messenger RNA of Apodemus sylvaticus (European woodmouse), 862 nucleotides long. Its product is annotated as hemoglobin subunit theta-1-like. The record is from RefSeq and is a predicted model, not a curated record. The transcript has 4 exons. Bases 37 to 597 code for a protein of 186 amino acids. Gene Ontology annotation, biological process: hydrogen peroxide catabolic process; oxygen transport. Gene Ontology annotation, cellular component: blood microparticle; haptoglobin-hemoglobin complex; hemoglobin complex. Lineage: Eukaryota; Metazoa; Chordata; Mammalia; Rodentia; Muridae. Gene Ontology annotation, molecular function: peroxidase activity; iron ion binding; organic acid binding.